AUGGGUCAAUACUCAAAAGAACUUUCAUUUUACCGCAAAGUAUUUGAACUACAAGAAAACAUUCUUCCGCCAAACCAUUCUGAUCUAGCUUGUUCUUACGCCUGUAUGGGCACAAUGUCAAACAAAUUAGAUGAACACGAAGAAGCACUUGUAUAUUAUCACAAGGCACUAGAAAUCUUGCAAAAUUCUUUUCCUUUAAGUCACUCUGAUCUGGCUAUCUCUUAUAACAACAUUGGCAAGACGUAUGAGAAAAUGGGCAAUUACUCCAAGACACUUCCGUAUUACGAAAAAGCACUUGAAAUCAAACAAAAAACUCUCCCUUCAAAUUAUUCUGACUUAGCUUUUUCUUACGAUAAUGUGGGUCGUGCGUCUGAGAAAUUAAGUGAUUUUUCGAAAGCACUUUCAAAUUACGAAAAAGCAUUUCGAAUACAGCAAAAGAAUCUUCCUCCAAAUCAUUCUGAUCUGGCUACAUCUUACACAAGAAUGGCUAGGAUAUUAAGCGAAACACGGGAAUAUUCGAAAGCAGUUUUAUCUUAUGAAAAAGCGCUUAAAAUUUUUCAAAACACUCUUUCUUCAAAUCACUCUGGUCUGGCUACUUCUUGUAGCAAUAUUGGUGCAACGUAUUUUAUGAUGGAGGACUAUUCCAAAGCACUUUCCUAUUUUCGACAAGCACUUAUAAUCUUUCAAGAAAGCUCUUCCAAAAAUGAUUCUAAUUUAAUUCCUAUUUACAUCCACAUUGGUUUAGUAAAUGAAAAAAUUAACGAAUUCAUGGAAGCACUUUCAUAUUACACAAAAGCACUUGAAAUCAACCAAAAAAAUAUCCCUUCUGACUACAAACUGUUGACUACUCUCUACAGGAAGAUGGGAGGAGUGUGCGAAAAGAUGGAUCAUCCCUCCAAAGCGCUUGAUUAUUACGAAAUCCUACGAACCACACUUCCUCCAGACUAUCCUCUUUUAGUGGCUUCGUAUGCUUCUAUGGGAAAGAUAAUGAAUACAAUGGGGGAUUAUUCGAAAGCGCUUUCAUUUCAUGAAAAAGCACUUGAAAUCAGUGAUAGUACUCUUCCAUCAAAUCAUCCUAACUUGGCGGUUUGUUAUUCCAAUGUUGGCGGGAUAUAUUGCAGUAUAGGCGAGUACUCAAAAGCAGUUGCAUUUUACAAAAAAGCAAUUGAAAUCAGCCAAAAGAUUCUUCCUCCAGAUAAUAUUGAUUUGGUGACUUAUUAUAAUAAUAUUGCUUCCGCCUAUGAAAAGAUGGAUGCGUACUCGGAAGCGGUUUCGUAUUUUGAAAAAGCGGUUGAAAUUCAACAGAAGACUUCUUCUCCAAAUGAUCUUCUUUUGGCAACUUGUUACAACAAUAUGGGUUUGCUUUAUAACAAUAUGGGUCAACACAAAAAAGCCUAUUCAUUUUAUUUAAAAGCCCUAAACAUACGACAAAAAAUUCUUCCUCCAGAUCAUUUUGACCUGGUUGGUUCCUGUGCAGGUGUGGGUGUGGCUCUCAGCAACAUGAAUAUGUGUGUAACAGCACUGCCAUUUCACGAAAAUGCGCUUAAAAUCUUGGAAAGCACUUUUCCUCCAAAUCAUCCUCAUUUGGGUAGUACAUACAACAAUAUUGGUGUCGUAUACGAUAAGAUGGGUAAUUAUUCGAAAGCGCUUUUUUAUUAUGAAAAAGACUUCGCGAUUUCGAAAGAAACUCUUCCUCCUAAUCAUCCUGAUCUGGCUGUGUCUUAUUGCAAUGUUGGUAAUAUAUGUUACAAGAUGGGCGAAUAUUCGAAAGCGCUCUCCUAUCAUGAAAAAGCUUUAGACAUUAGAAAAAUAGUUCUUUCUCCAAAUGAUCUUGUUCUAAGUAAAUCUUAUGGCAGUCUUGGCUUGGUGUAUAAUGCGACAGGUGAUUAUUCGAAAGCACUUCAACUUUAUAAACAAGCUUUGGAUAUUGCACAACAUUCAUUACCUGCAAAUCACCCUGAUCUUAAUAUAUAUAAACAACAUGUUAAAGCGGCACAAAAGAACUGUAAUUGA
Molecule: messenger RNA, 2013 nt
Organism: Adineta steineri
Lineage: Eukaryota; Metazoa; Rotifera; Eurotatoria; Adinetida; Adinetidae
Source: the annotation of a GenBank genome assembly